This is a messenger RNA of Cuscuta epithymum, 811 nucleotides long. Lineage: Eukaryota; Viridiplantae; Streptophyta; Magnoliopsida; Solanales; Convolvulaceae. The record is from the annotation of a GenBank genome assembly.
GUAAAAGCACCAUGAAUUGUGCUGAGUAUUUUUUCAAUUUCAAAAAUGUGAUUAAGCUUGAUGAUUUAGUGAAACCUGGUGUCAUCACCGCGCCACGAUUUCUUUGUAUAAUACAAGAGGCUCUGUCCCAUCCAUUCCCUGAAGCGAAUCUGGUGACCAAUAAUAAUAACAAGGAAAGAAGCCAUGCUAGCAAUCGUGGUCGGAGGAAUGGACAUGGUCAAAAUAUGAAGAGUUACCAUGACAAUCUUGGACAUAGUGGUGGUCACACUCAUCAGGAUAAUCAUAAUUAUCGAGGUGGUCUGGUUAGUCACUUCAAAGGUUCAUCUCGCCGCCAGAAGUGGCAGAAAAAUGAAAAUUAUGGUAAGGGUGACCCAGGAAAAAAAGAGAGUAUAUGUUUUCAAUGUAGAGGGAGAAACAAUUAGUUGUGCACCCCUUGAAGGCUCAAGCACCUAGUGGAGCUCUAUCAACAAUCAUUGAAGAAUAAAGAGCACAAGGUUGAGACAAGUAUUGUUUGGUUGGUCUGAUCUGGUCUGUUUAAAUCUGGUAUGGUCUGAACUGUGUAGGUCGGGUUGGGUAAAUAUACGAUCUCUAUGAAAUUUAUAACUAUGGAAGCAGUGGCGGAACUAGGGGGAGCCAGCCGGUGCUGCCGCCCCCCGUUCGCCGGAGGUUUUACUGUAUAUAUAUGUAUAUAUACAUGCUCAGCCCCGUUUGAAUGAUAAUAAGUACUAACUGACCCAUCUCUAGAUAGAUAGUAGGAAUGGCACGGAAGUUUUAAGCGUUCUACAUCCCUAGGGGGGACUAGGGUUCGAUC